Molecule: messenger RNA, 2209 nt
Organism: Loa loa (African eye worm)
Lineage: Eukaryota; Metazoa; Nematoda; Chromadorea; Rhabditida; Onchocercidae
Product: uncoordinated protein 78
Exons: 13
Coding region: 60-1904 (614 amino acids)
Biological process (GO): locomotion; positive regulation of actin filament depolymerization; actin filament depolymerization
Cellular component (GO): cortical actin cytoskeleton
Molecular function (GO): actin filament binding
Source: RefSeq, a predicted model, not a curated record
GUUGCAGGAAAGAUCCAAACCGUGUCGCCCAACUCAUUUUUAUUUUGUAAGCACAUUUGAUGGCGUCGACAGAGGAAUAUGUUCAAGAUGCAACAUUUGCCUCCUUGCCGCGUACUGUUAGAGGAAUGCCUCUGUCGUUGCAUGCAAGUCCGGACGGCCAGAAAUUGAUUUACUGCAAUGGCAAUUCCGUUUACAUUCGUAGUAUCCAGAAUCCAAAAGAAUGUGAAAUUUAUACCGAACAUGCGAAUCCCACAACUGUGGCAAAGUACUCUCCAUCCGGUUUUUACAUCGCAUCUGGUGACCAGUCCGGAAAAAUACGUAUUUGGGAUGCGACACAACCCACACAUAUACUAAAAGCUGAAUAUCCAAUAUUGUCAGGUCCUGUUCGUGACAUUGCAUGGUCUGACGACAGCAAAAGGAUAGCAGUGGUUGGUGAAGGACGUGAAAGGUUUGGCCAUGUUUUCCUUUUUGAUACGGGAACUUCCAAUGGGAACCUUUCGGGUCAAAGUCGCACAAUGUCAAGUAUUGAUUUUCGUCCUGCUAGACCCUACAGACUUGUGAGUGGUUCAGAAGACAAUACUGUUGCGCUCUUCGAAGGACCUCCAUUUAAAUUUCUUACUCUGUUCCACGAACAUACCCGUUUUGUUUACUGUGUCCGGUAUAACGUUAGUGGUACAUUGUUCGCUAGUUCGGGAGCAGAUGGAAAGGUGAUAUUGUACGAUGGAACAAGUGGUCAAAAAGAGGGAGAAUUUGUGGAUGACCAAUGUAAAGGUAUGGCUCAUGCUGGAAGCGUUUUUGCGUUAUGUUGGUCUCCAGAUGGGCAGCAUAUUGCAACUGCAUCCGGUGACAAAACCAUCAAAAUUUGGGAUAUUGCUUCGAGGAAAUUGGAGAAAACUUUUGUGAUAGGAAAAAAUGUUGAUGAUCAACAACUUUCCAUCGUUUGGACGAAAGCUUUUCUUGCUGGAGUCAGUCUCUCGGGUUUCAUAAAUAUAUUGGACUUAGAGAGCUGUUCUGUAUCAAAAGUUUUGAAAGGACAUAACAAACCGAUAACAGCUCUUACGGUAUGUCCGGAGAAAGCGUUGGCUUUCACAGCGGAUUUUGAAGGAAAUAUCACACGAUGGUGCCUUAAUUCAGGAGAUUCAGAAAGGUUGUUACCCGCUGUACACUCUUCACAGGUAUCAGAUAUGAGUGUCUCACCAAAUGGUGAUUUGGUAUCGGUUGGUUGGGAUGACUCGAUUGCAUUUACUUCUUUUCCUGGUUCACUCGAUCAUGUUCAGUCAAACAAGGUGAAAUUAUCAUCACAACCGCGACAACUUGCAUUAGGUUCUGGUGGUAAGAUUGCAGUUGUUGCUUGCCAGAAAUCAGUUACUGUUUUCUCGGAUGGCAAACAAACGAUCUCGGAAAACAUUGACUACGAAGCUUCUUGUGUCGCUGUUGCUCCAGAUUCGAGGCUUACCGCUGUUGGUAGUCAGGAGGGGAAGGUACAUGUUUAUGAAUUAAAUAGCAAUCAAAUGAAGGAAAUAAAAACGAUCUCACAAACUGGAUCCAUUACUUCUCUUUCCUGGAGUCCGAACGGAAAUUUCCUUGUUGCAACAGAUACAAAUAGGAAGGUAAUACCGUAUUCCGUGGAUAAUGAUUACAAAUGUGUCACAGAGAAAGAAUGGACCUUUCAUUCAGCUCGAGUAAAUUGUUCUGCUUGGUCGCCAGACAGUCGUUUUGUUGCAACUGGUGGCAUUGAUACGAAUGUCAUUGUUUGGGAUUUGAACCAUAGCGGGGAACAUCCAAUAAUUAUCAGAGGAGCGCAUACAAUGAGCCCAAUUAAUGGGAUUGAUUGGCUUGGUCCAAAUCGGAUCAUCACCGUUGGACAGGAUUCAGUUUUAAAAAUCUGGACAGUCAUUGUGUGAUUGCUUGUUAUUAUGGUAUCUGCGUGACUGUUUGACGGAAAACGUUCGUUUUAAUUAUAUUUAUAUCAUGAACGCUCAAAUGAACUUAUUCAAGUUCCUGAAAUGGGUAUAAAUUUAUGCAAAGUUGCAAACAGCGAAUUUUUUGUCCAUUACAUUGCUGGCUGAUAUGAUGCGUCGAUUAAAUAUAGGUAACAAAGGAAGAGGUUGCAGACGAAAAUUUAACUUUCAACUUUUGUGUACAAUAAAGCGUUAGCUGCUGUAACGCAUAUUAUGGUGCUUUAAUAUUUCUCAACAAAAACAGUUCG